Molecule: messenger RNA, 3244 nt
Organism: Neurospora hispaniola
Lineage: Eukaryota; Fungi; Ascomycota; Sordariomycetes; Sordariales; Sordariaceae
Product: topoisomerase II-associated protein PAT1
Exons: 2
Coding region: 322-2805 (827 amino acids)
Biological process (GO): P-body assembly; deadenylation-dependent decapping of nuclear-transcribed mRNA
Cellular component (GO): P-body
Molecular function (GO): RNA binding
Source: RefSeq, a predicted model, not a curated record
GCCCCUCUGCUUGGCUCGGGAUGUUUGAAGACUAGUGUAGACCUUCAAGCCCUGCCUGUUCCCCCUUUCACCCAGAACUUCGUGAACCUGCGUCACGGCUGUUCCUUCUCUAUACUUUUCGUCCCUCUCACCAACCAGGGUCUUGUCUUUUCCCUUGCUUUCUUUGCCCCUCAUUUUCCUCUGUGCCCUUGCCAAUCAGCCAAAGCUCAACAUCGCGCCCCGAUUUGCGCCGCAACGAUCUUUCUUCGUUCAACGUAUACUGACCCUACAAUAGUGAUACCUCCAUAGAAUUUCCCCAUAAACCCAACAAGCAUCGCCAACAUGUCCUUCUUCAACUUCGACCAAUCUCGCCAUAAUACCGCCGCUCCCGGCUUCUCCCAGGCUCACGAUCCCUUUGCCAGCCUAGCCAACCGGGACGAGGAAGCCGAAGAGAUCGAUUUCGAGGAUACUUAUGACGGCUUGGGUGACCAGCUGGAUGAGACCGACGAUGCCUUCAAUGAUGAUACUUUUGGUGGCGAUACUGGCGAGCCGGGUCCUGUAGGCAAAGACUUUGACUUCUUUGGCCAGACCGCCAAGGUCGCGAACGUCAUUGAAGAGGAAAAUGUUCGUUUCAACCGCCAACAACCAGCUGCCAAGGCUCCCCAGCCUGUCGCGCAGCCAUCGGCCUAUACGUCCAUCGCCGGACCCUCGUACAACUAUUUCGCGCAGGCUCCAGGUAGACCUGCCAGGACCGGCUAUGAAAAAUACCACGAGCAGCCGAUUGAGGAUCUUCAGGUUGACGCUGCUCUCUGGGGUGUCGCACCCAAGAAGCAACCGCCGCCGCCUGCUCAACCUGCCGUUCCUAGCGCGCCGUCUGGGGGCCGCAAGAUGCUGAGUCUCGAGGAGGUUGAGGCUCAGAUGCGCGCCCAGGCUAAGGCGGCCACCCCAUCUCCCGCUCCUCAGCAUCAGCCCCAUCAAAUUCCACAUGAACAGGCUUACCUCUACCAGCACCAAGCUCAGAACCAGCCGCAGGCCCACUUCCAAGCCGGUGUCGUUGAACCUCUGUACCAUCAACCGCAAGGACAUCCCAUGACAAUUCUCCAGCGGCCUCACUCGAAACCUCCUACGCCAGCUCAACCCUCUUCCCAACCGCCCGCUAUCCAACAGCAUCAGCAACCCGCUGUUCCUCAGCAGCCUACUCAGAUCCUGCAGAACCCCAACCGUCUUUCAGGCGACGCGGCUAAGAUCGGGCUGCCUGUUCACCCUACGCCUCCGUCCGGUCCUCAGUCCGCUCACCAGGGCCACAGGCAACAAGGCUCUCUUCCGCGACAGCCCCCUAUGAUUCUUCAUCCUGCCCAGCUGGCUCAGCUCUCGGAGGAGGAAAAGGCUGCGUAUCUUGAACAGGAAGCUAAGCGCGCCAAGCGCAACCACAAGAUCUUCCAAAUGUCUCGCGACAAUGGUAUCAUGACGCCACAGGACAAGAACUUCAUCACCCGGAUCCAGCUUCAGCAGCUUGUUGCAGCCACUGGAAAUCCCAAUGAACACGGCACAGACGAGUCACUCGCCGAGGACUUUUACUAUCAAGUUCAUAGUCAGAUCCAGGCUGGCCAUCGUCAGCACCCCAGCCAGCCUCUGAACCAGUUCGCUCAGACCUAUCUGUUUCAGACAGGAAGCCGCCAAGGAGGUAUGCGCCGCCAUAACAGGGGUCCUGAAAACCAUAUGCAGAGGAUGGAACAACAGGUCCAGCGUGCUGUUGAGGCGGCCAAGAACAAGCCCAAGAAUAAGCAGCUUGUUAUUGAAGGUAGCUUGGGCAAGAUAUCCUUCAGCAACGCCAAGACCCCGAAGCCGCUUCUCAACAUCAAGCGUAACGACAGCGCCAACGAUGUGAAGAAGGCACCGCAUCCUGUUAAUGGCCGGGACAAGAAGGACGAACUGAGGGCCCUCGAGCUGGUAUACACUACACUUAUGAAGAUGGAAGACCACGAACGCAACAUGCCUAUGGCGCCUGCCGAGGACGAUCAAGAAGCGCUUGCCAAGGUCUUUGCAUGGAGUAACGAGGGACAAGCAUUGAAUGAGCAGCUUUGGAAGGCUCUGAGGGUGCAGGAUCACGACCAGCCAGGCCGUAUCCACCCCUUCAUGGCCCUUCUUAGUUACAGCAAGGGCAAGAAAGCCAUACCGCGCAUCUUCCGUCACACGAACCACGAGCAAAGGAUUACCAUUUUCACGCGCAUUGUCGUGAAUCUCGACCAACUCGACGUUGUCCGAGAAGCUCAGGUUACAACUGAUGACAUCCAGUUCAACGCCGCUAUGCGUGAGAACAUCGAGCUGUUCUCGGCUGCUAUAGUAACCACGUUGUUUACGUUUAUGAACGAACUCGGCCUUGAUCUUGUUGCCGCCAUCCUUGGUCUUGUGUGCACGCGCAACGUGGACGUCAUCGCCAAGAGCAGAAUUGGCGCGUCGAUGCUUACCAUGAUUCUCAGUCGGGCGGAGCUUAUCAAGCAUAAUGGCGGAGGCAGUGAACAGGAUUGGCGUUCUUGGGACAUGACCUACACUCAGUUCUUCAACAUCCUCGAGCCCACUCUUCCGUACAUUUUCCCUGGUAGCAUUGCCACCGAUCAGGAUACCUACGUCUGGCAGCUUCUCGCCGCUAUCGGUAUUGGUGCCAGCCCUGACCAGCAGCAAAGACUUGUCAUUGCUGUCAAGGAUCGUGUCAUGGACACCGUCAGCCUCGCCAAGACCUUGCCUCCAGCACUCGCAGCCGACCGUCUGCAGAACGUCAACCUCUUCAUGCGGUCGAUCGGCCUCGACGUUGAGCUGCUCCAGUAAGCAACUCGGCAAUAACCCUACACACAUUGACUUUGAAAGUCCGUUGCAAAAACUAUCUGGGCGGGUGGUUUAAGCAACGACGAUCAUUAUUAUCAUUAUCGAAAAAACGGAAAAGUUGCGUAGAUUGCAUCGCAUUUGGUCAGCGAUUGUUCUUGAAGAGUCCCUCGCAUAUAUCGAGAGACUCGCUCAUACUUUUGAGGCGGAUCAAAAAAGCAGCUUGGUGGAGGAACAGGAACCAUGUGUAUGGGCCAUUUCACAAGGAAUUGUUUACCUUAAUAAACAUUUUGGCUUACCUACUACUGGAAGGUAAACUCCUUGGGCGGGAAGCAGGAGGAGUUUCUUCUUACCUACAUUGCAUCGCUGGGGAAAAGAAAAGAACUUGGCGGUUGGUUUCUAUAUAACUCGGCAUUGCUGUAUGGAUGGAUGGAUGGAUGGAUGG